GUCCAGCUUUUGGCUUUUGUAUAAUCCACGUAAAAAACUAGCUUGAUUGAACAUAGAUCCAUUAAACAAAACAGAUUUGUGAAUGACAAAUGGACGGUUGAAGUUUCAAAUCAUAUUUUUUCCAAUCAUUUUCAUUGCACGAAUCUAUUUUGUUGAUGGAGCUAUCCAUGUCUGAUCAAGCAUGAUCUACUUGACUAGCCUCUAUGUGACUGGGUGAGAGCUUCAUUCGGUCUAUAUUCGCUCUAACUAUAAUUACUGUUACAUAAACCCGUACUUCUGGAUAUUGAGAUUGUUCGUUUUAAAAAACCCUGAUGUUUGCGCUCUCUUUUGCUUUGUAUCCAUUUGAUCUCUCUAUCUAUUGAUCAGGCCUUUGUUAGAAAAUAGAAUAAUGCUGUUUGAAAUGUCUGGUUUUCGUUCCGCGUCCAAAAAUUCCAACUUAUGUAGCACCGACAUGGACACGCGCAACGUGACAUUUGCAAAGGACACAUUGAAAUUUCUGCUUAGCUGGAUAUCCAUUUCUAAUCUUCCUGGACAUUGCAGAAUCAAGCUCCCUAUUACUUGGCACUACUUGUUUGUUCAAGCUUACUCAUUGCUUUUGUUACUUUUAAAUCGAAUGCGAUGUGUUAUAAGAAAGGCACCCUUCAAUUUUCCUCUGGCAAUACUUGUGGAAUCACAAAUGAGGGCUUCUUGCCGAUUCUAACAAGACUCCCAGCAAAGAUGGUGGGCCAAUGCAAGUGCAUCUGCAAGCAUUGGCGCGCUCUAAUUGAGGAGCCCUCUUUUGUGGAAUUGCACCAUUUCCGUGCCAAGUCUAGACCUGGUGGCUGCUACCUUGUAAUCUCUUCAUGUACCCCCAACUUCAAGGAUACAAUUUUUUUCUCAGCCGAUUACGAAGGGGGACUGGCUCAGCACUUGUUCAGCUAUCCGGCGUCAGGUUUUUAUUCUUGUCAAGCAUGUGUCAAUGGCUUAAUAUGUUUUUGGUUUAACGAGCCAAAAUCCAUUGUCAUUGUGAAUCCUAUCACCAAAGAGUUAAUUUCCCUUACCCCAUUUAAUCCGCCAUGGAGCAACACAAGCCGCUACGGCAAUAUAUCAAUGCCAUUGGUAUCUUUCGGGUUUGAUCCUUCCGCUAAGCAAUACAAAGUGGUGAAUAUAUACAAGGUCCGGGAAAAUAGCACGCAUGGAGAAGUGUUGUCUUAUUGCGAGUGUGAAAUUUUCACUUUGGGCUCGCUCUCUUGGAGAAAGAUCGAUAUUGUUCCCCUGGCCUCCCGCUUUGAGUUCGGUUCAGAUGGCAUCUGUCUUGGUGGAGUUAUAUACAUUGGAAAAACUUUUAUCGGUAACCUCCUUCUGUUGAGGAGGCGGUUUUAGUGACACUUGACCUCAAAGAUGAG
This is a messenger RNA of Rhododendron vialii, 1385 nucleotides long. Its product is annotated as F-box protein At3g57590-like. Gene Ontology annotation, molecular function: protein binding. The coding region runs from base 619 to 1362 and encodes 247 amino acids. The transcript has 2 exons. Lineage: Eukaryota; Viridiplantae; Streptophyta; Magnoliopsida; Ericales; Ericaceae. The record is from RefSeq and is a predicted model, not a curated record.